CAUAAGAACAGUUGUGUUGAACGGAGCGAUUUGAAUUUGUUCUCGAAGAAAAUAAUUACAAAAAAAAACCUGACGCAAAUAAUAAAUAAACAAAAAAUAUUUUCUUACUGAAUAUUGUGGAAUAUUUAUAUAUUCGUAAUACAAUUGUAUAUAUACAAUAUACAACAAAAUCAGCGGAUACCAAAAUAAUUGCCGAAAAAGCAUACGUUUUGCCAUGGACGUCGACGCCGAUGAGAUACGCGCUUUGGCUUAUCUGAUGGCGUUUAAGACGGCUUGCGUGAAUGUACCGUUUGGUGGUUCCAAGGGUGGCAUACGUAUCGACCCGAAGAAGUAUACUGCACAAGAAUUGCAAACAAUUACGCGUCGCUAUACAAUGGAGCUAUUACGUCGCAAUAUGAUAGGUCCGGGUAUAGAUGUACCGGCACCAGAUGUGAAUACCAGCCAACGCGAGAUGAGUUGGUUGGUGGAUCAAUAUAUUAAAACUUUUGGCUAUAACGAUGUAGAUGCAUUGGCCAUCACGACUGGUAAGCCAGUAGAAAUAGGCGGUAUAAAUGGUCGCACCGCCGCCACGGGACGUGGUCUAUUUAAGGCGGCUGAAUGUUUUAUUAUGGAUAAAGAUUGGAUGGAUUUAUUAGGCUGGAAGACUGGUUGGAAAGAUAAAACCGUGAUCGUACAAGGGUUUGGCAAUGUCGGUUCCCAUGCAUCCGUUUUUGUAGUGGAAGCCGGUGCCAAACUGAUCGGUGUUCAAGAAUUUGACGUGUCUCUAGUAAAUGAGAAUGGCAUUGAUCCAAAGGACUUAAUGGAGUAUUAUGCAAAAAAUAAUAAAUCAAUCAAGGGCUAUACCAAAGCCACCGAAAAAGAGGGCAGUUUGUUGGGUGAAAAAUGCGAUAUACUAAUGCCUUGCUCUACGCAAAAGGUUCUCACUGUCGAAAAUGCUAACAGUGUACAAGCCAAGAUGAUUUUAGAAGGCGCUAAUGGUCCUUCGACGCCAGCUGCCGAUGAAAUAUUACGUAAAAAGAAUGUACUCAUUAUACCGGAUUUGUUUUGCAAUGCUGGCGGUGUAACGGUAUCCUACUUUGAGUACUUAAAGAAUAUCAAUCAUGUAUCUUAUGGCAAAAUGAAUGUUAAACGCGAGAAAGCCAUAAUCAACGAGAUCUUUAACUCCAUGAAUGAGUGCGAGGAUAAGUUCAAGCCAAACAAAAAGUUUAAGCUCAUAAGAGACUGUACGAAGGAGGCGGAUAUUGUAGACGCAGGACUACAAACAGUUAUGGAAACUGCGGGGGCAGGCAUUAAGAUUGUGGCCAAUGAAUUCGGUCUCUGCAAUGAUUUACGCACCGCUGCCUUUAUUUACUCGAUUUCUAAGAUUUUCCGAGCCUUAGAAAUGGAGGGCAUUUCUCAACAAUAAUUACAGAAUGCGUCUGAAGUCGCUUGGCGAUUAUUUAUUUUUACAAAUUUUACAUUUAUAUAUUUAUAAGAUCCAAAGUGUUAUAUCCUUUUGUAUAUUUUUCUUAAAUUUUUAAAUAAAUAUUUCUUUACAAAAACACAAACAGAAUGGCUUCUUGACAGCAACAGUUUAACAAUUAAAAAAAAAAACCCCUACCCACUUACUACGCCAAUUUUGGUGGCAUUCACCACUGCAAUGAUUUACGCACCGCCGCCUUUAUUUACUCGAUUUCGAAGAUUUUCCGAGCAUUAGAAUUGGAGGGCAUUUCUCAGCAAUAAUUGCAGAAUGCGUCUGAAGUCGCUAGGCGAUUGUUUAUUUUUACACAUUUUACAUUUAUAUAUUUAUAAGAUCCAAAGUGUAAUAUCCUUUUGUAUAUUUUUCUUCAAUUUUUAAAUAAAUAUUUCUUUACACAAACACAAACAAAAUGGCUUC
Zeugodacus cucurbitae (melon fly) is the source of this 1876-nucleotide messenger RNA. Its product is annotated as glutamate dehydrogenase, mitochondrial-like. Gene Ontology annotation, cellular component: mitochondrion. Gene Ontology annotation, molecular function: L-glutamate dehydrogenase (NAD+) activity. The record is from RefSeq and is a predicted model, not a curated record. The transcript has 5 exons. Bases 215 to 1405 code for a protein of 396 amino acids. Gene Ontology annotation, biological process: L-glutamate catabolic process. Lineage: Eukaryota; Metazoa; Arthropoda; Insecta; Diptera; Tephritidae.